Molecule: messenger RNA, 672 nt
Organism: Nicotiana attenuata
Lineage: Eukaryota; Viridiplantae; Streptophyta; Magnoliopsida; Solanales; Solanaceae
Exons: 3
Coding region: 1-672 (223 amino acids)
Source: RefSeq, a predicted model, not a curated record
AUGGGGGAUGACCAGAUUAAGAGGAGGUGGCAGACCUACUUUCAUAAACUUCUAAAUGAAGAAGGGGAUCAGGAUAUUGUACUAGGUGAAUUGAGGAAUGCCGACAGUCCCCACGAAUUAAGUUAUUAUAGGGACAUUGAGGUCGAUGAGGUCAUGGAGGCAAUGCGUAAGAUGAGAAGGGGCAGAGCUACCGGGCCAGAUGAAAUUCCGGUUGAACUUUGGAGGUGUGUGGGUAGAGCAUGCUUGGAAUGGCUUAUUGGGUUGUUUAAUGUUAUAUUCAAGACUAAUAGGAUGCCUGAAGAGUGGAGGUGGAGUACAAUGGUUCCGUUGUAUAAGAACAAAGGCGAUAUCCACAGCUGUAACAACUAUAGGGGGGUUCCUAGGGAGGUCUUAUGGAGCUGCUUAGAGGCUAAAGGGGUUCCGGUUGCCUACAUUAGGGUGAUUAAAGACAUGUAUGAUGGAGCUAAAACUCGGGUUAGGACAAUAGGAGGCGACUCCGAGCAUUUUCCGAUUGUUACGGGGUUGCACCAAGGGGAGGUGUCAUGGUGCAUGCUAUUUGCUGAUGACAUAGUUCUAAUUGACGAGACUCGAGGCGGCGUCAACAAGAGGCUAGAGAUUUGGAGACAUGCCCUUGAGUCUAAAGGUUUCAAGUUGAGCAGGAUGAAGACAUAA